Messenger RNA from Caenorhabditis briggsae, 3567 nucleotides. NCBI's taxonomy places the organism in Eukaryota, Metazoa, Nematoda, Chromadorea, Rhabditida, Rhabditidae. The transcript is spliced from 11 exons. The record is from RefSeq and is a predicted model, not a curated record. The coding region runs from base 1 to 3567 and encodes 1188 amino acids.
AUGAAUAAUCCCGAGGAAAGUGCAGUACGAGAUCUUGGUCGUUUCACAGUGGCUGUUCUCAAUGGUCAUGUAGAUCUGGAGAGUUCUGCGGCAGACCUCAUCCGGUACAACUUCGGUAUGCGCACUGUUAAAGAUGUUAUCCGACGCGGUAGUGAAGAUGCAGAACUCAUCAACCAGAUACUCGAUCACAUAUUUCAUCUUGUAAUUUAUUUGAACGAAGAAAUCAUUGCUACCUCAGGUAAAGCAACAUCCAUCGGAAUGGAAAAUCACCAUUUCAUUGAACUUCGAAAGCGGAUGCACUUGAUGUACGAAGUGUGGCUUGGAAUGCAGGUGAAUGAAGCCUAUACAAUUCGUGAUGUCGUGCAGCACGUGGAUGCUAGUAAAGAAGCAAUUAUGCACACAUACAACAAAUGCAAAGAAUUUCAUCGUUGGAAAGAACUUCCGCCAGCACUCCGUGAGUUUUUUCUGGAUGAAAAAGAGGAAGUGGCACCUCCGGUCGAAGAGCCAGAGCCAACGAUGUUCGCCAGAGAAGAUGGCGUAGUUUCGUCAAUUGCACAUGAGAAAGCACAAUCAGAAGAGGAAGGAAAGAAGAAACAAUUCUUGGCGAAAACCGAGAAGGUUCUCAGCAAUUACCGCGCCAAGAAUCCGGACUACAAAACGAUGCGCGAGUUGAUAAAUGCGAAGACAAAGUUUCGAUUGGAAGGAAUAUAUUGUGACAAUCUCAUUAACCAAUUCAUAACGGUAUGGGAUAUGGCAAUAGAUCAUGAGACUGUGAAGCCAGAAGAAAAAUACGCAUUCACUGGUUUGCUGAAAAAAGUCUUCUUGAUGAUGGUCGACAAACGACGAAAUGAUUUUGCAACAAAACUCUACGAUAAGUAUAAGCAAGACGCCGAUGUUUUGCCUUGUCUGGAAAACUUCAUUGAAAACUUUCAAUCCGGCCUCACAGAAGCUAUCAACCAACUCCCACUCGAUUCCAAUGUGCUGAGCAAUAAUAUGGAGUUAUUUGAAAAGACUAAAGAUCCGAUUAUCUGGUAUCUUCUAGUGUCACCAGCCAACGCCGUCCAGCAACUUCUUACGAUGUGUGUGGAUAACAAAGGAUACAUUCCUAUCAUCGGUCGAAUUUUCCGUGGCUUCCCUACACUUUUUUAUCGUUGUGUGAACAUCACCCCGUUGCCUUUUGAAGAACCGGAGAAGAAAGACAAGCUCCUAAUCACUAUUCUUCACAGAAUCUUCAUGAUUGGUAGAACCACGUGGACAUCUGCUGCACAAUGGGAAAAUGCUGGAAUGAUGACGAUUUCGUUAGCAAAGGAUCGUAAACGAAAGGAAGGACAAUUGGAGAGACUAGAGGACAAGUCGUUGAUUGAUCCGUUCUCAUUGAUUUUGUUCUGUCUGCAUGAACUUCUCAAAGACUACCGUAAACCAACAAAAUCAGUGGAAGUGUUUGUGAAAAUGUUGCAACGCCUUCUCGCCAACAACAACAACAACAGAAUGCUCACUAACUACCGGUUUGGUACAUCAUUCAGUAAUAAUGAAGAGAACGUCUUACCGACGCCAAUAAUCAUGCAGCUGAUGUUUGAAUUGCUGGUAGAGUACGACGGACAAUCCAUCGAAGUUUGUGAAAGUGCCAGAGAGGUUCUCAAAUCGAUAGCAGGGCGUAUGGAUAAUGAUAAAGCAGUUUUCGACAGAGAUGUCUGCUUCUUUCUAAUAUCGGAAAACUUCAACCAAGCACCUUGGUGGGUGAAGUAUUCUCUGUUCACGUGGUUCUCGAACGCUCUCGGAAAGCCUCGCAGACAAGUACCAUCCGGAAUAUACAAAACUAUCCCGGAACAUCAUCUCGACGAAUUCGAGCAAAUAAAGUCGGAAGAGUCGUGUGCUGUUCCAGAAUGCUUCAUGCGUUCCAUUUUCGAGCUGGGACUUUUUGAUGUCGAUCUCGCAGUCGAUUUGGUUAAGCAUGGUUACGGUGUAAAAUUCGAGGGUUCUGUGGUUGAGAAAAUGGCUCUUGCUCUGGUCGAUAGCUAUGGAAAAAAGAUGUCGAAGAGGAACGGAGGUCUUGAAAUGGGCACGCUGAUCACUGCAAUACUGAACACAUUCGAUCCUAUCCGAGAGCUCGCACCACUCAACAGUUAUUGCACCAGCUAUUUGAAGAGUCUCAAAAAAGUGGAACAUCUUCUCAUUCUUUUCAUGGCUGCAAGAAUUGCAAGGGAGAAGCAACUGUGUGCGGCCAGAAUCAGAAAGGAUGAUGUCAACGUUCUCAAUAAAGACGAGCUGCUAUCAUUGAAUGCAGUCUCAGAACAGAUAAUGGACAUAUUUUGCGAAACCACGAAGGCUCAUAUCGAAAAAGAGGUCAGCGAAGUGGAGAAGAUUCGUCGUGACGCAGAAUCUUUCAUUUUCUCACCAGGAUUCACACCGGAACAGUGUAAGGCAUUGGUUGAAAGAGAAGAAAGGGAACAAUCGUUGAUACUUCAACUGACAAUGAUCUAUCUUAAAUGCGGUCACUUCUGCCGUCUCUACCAACAAGUUCCAAUGAAGCUGCAACAACUCAUGAACUCCACUCUCGAAAAGCAGUUCGAUUCACAGAAACUGUUGGCCAAAAGAGUGAUGGACGACGUUUUGACGGAUCAAAGAAAGACUGAAGUCGUUUAUGCAUUCGUAGAGCAAAAAGAUGUCGUAGUAGAGAGGAAGUCUCCAGAAAAAGAGAGUGUUCAACCAGUGAAACCAUCCGAAUUGUACAAGCAACAAACUCAGCCGAUCGAAAAUGUUUCAGCUGAAAAUGCAAUGUUUUUUAUAAAUAACGGAGAGUAUCGGCACGCGAGAGGAGGCUAUACCAGCAACCGUGGAAAUAAUCGCAGACCGAAUUUCGAGAACGAUAGACCGUCGUCUUCUCGUGUAAACAGUAGAAGUGACCGAAGAGACUCGUUUCGUGGAAACAUAUGGCCACCUGUCGAUGACGUGCAAACUUUCGUUCCCAGAGAUCGGGAUUUUGUCCACAAACACAGUAAAAUUCAAUCAACCAACGAUUUUGAUCGGGGAUUCCCUCGGAAUGAUCAAUCGAGGCAUCAGUAUGAUCCGGAAAAACUCUACUUAGACGAUAGAAGAACUCCGUACAGUUCACACGGUGCAAAAACUUCUGAUUAUGAUGAUACCGAAAACGACAGUUUUGCAGAAUGCUCCAGCAAACCAUUCAAUCGGUGCGAAAUUACAACUACCGCGAACAGCAGAACCAAUACACUUCAAGACCCGGCACUUCCAACCCAACGUCGUCAAAGGGUCCGGAGGGGAAACCACAGCAACCGAAGAAAGGGUUCGGCAGUGAGUACAACAACCGGUUCAACGGAAACUCAAGAAAGCAGAACGAGAGGAAACCCCGUUACGUCUCCUCGAGUAAGUUUUUCUUCCUUGUUGUGGGGAAAAAUUAACACAAUUUCAGACUAUCACGACCAAGAGGACGAAAUAACGAAUCGCAUGAAGCCUGGGCAACCGGAAAGAGAAGAGCUUGCUCAUGCACUGGGCUUGAAUAACCGUGAUCCCGAUCCUCCACAACGACGCGGUGGAUUUGGAUUCCGUUAA